This is a messenger RNA of Xylona heveae TC161, 953 nucleotides long. RefSeq names its product 4'-phosphopantetheinyl transferase. NCBI's taxonomy places the organism in Eukaryota, Fungi, Ascomycota, Xylonomycetes, Xylonales, Xylonaceae. The coding region runs from base 127 to 588 and encodes 153 amino acids. Gene Ontology annotation, molecular function: holo-[acyl-carrier-protein] synthase activity; magnesium ion binding. Gene Ontology annotation, biological process: fatty acid biosynthetic process. The transcript has 2 exons. The record is from RefSeq and is a predicted model, not a curated record.
GUUUUGUCCCUUGCAAAAACAAAGUCGUUCUCCAUUAGUUAUGCAGAGCUUGAUCUUACCCCGAUUCUUAAACAAUCACUUUCUCCGUCCCUCUUUUUUGAUCGCGUAAAGGACCGCAUCAGUCAAAUGCCACCUCGACCUUUUCCAUUCCCGCUCAACGUCGGCAUCGAUAUCUGCCAGAUCUCCCGCGUGCGGGCAUUGAUUGCCAGGAAUGACAAUGGCCAACGUCUGUCACGUUUGGCGCGACGCAUUUUCAAUCCCAUUGAGCAGCUCUCAUUUGAGAGCAAGCUGGCUGCAUGUCGCACAAAUUUCCCCGAAGAUCCAUUCACGCCUUUAGCUCAAUGGAUGGCAGGAAGAUUCGCCGCGAAAGAAGCAGCUUUCAAAGCAGUCCGCUCGCGGCGCCUCCAAUGGCAUGAUGUGACUAUACAGUCCAAUGCUUCCGGGGCACCUCUGCUUGUAGUAUCUUCCAACACUGCCUCCAGCAAUUCAGACUGCGACCAAAUUGCACAACUGAGUAUAAGCCAUGACGGUGAUUAUGCGACAGCUAUUGUGUUAGCUGUUGAUUCUGCUGAUUCCAGUAAUUCAUAACAUAACUUAAUCCGUGAUGGUAUACAAUCUUAUCACGUGAUCUAUAAUCUGUUCUAUGUGGUGGACGUCCAAUUCCCUAAAUGGAUCUCAUGGAGACAGUCAGGGGUGGUCGAGAUAUUGACAGCCCUAAUUCCACGGCACCGAAAGAGAUGGAUAUGGCAGGAAGAGAAACGGUUGGUAAACUGACCGAAAUGAUGAUCUCCAGCCGAAAACUAAAGAAACCGGGCAUUUGGCAGCACUACCACAAGAUCCAAAGUGCUUGGCUAGUCAACUACGCGAAAAAGAAAAUUUAAGGCAAUUUUUCAUGGCAAAGAGUAUAGAUUUUUGUGUUCUAGUGUAAGAAAUAUUGGUCGUUGCGGGAAGGC